Molecule: messenger RNA, 1635 nt
Organism: Hibiscus syriacus
Lineage: Eukaryota; Viridiplantae; Streptophyta; Magnoliopsida; Malvales; Malvaceae
Product: pentatricopeptide repeat-containing protein At4g15720-like
Biological process (GO): RNA modification
Molecular function (GO): protein binding; RNA binding
Source: RefSeq, a predicted model, not a curated record
AUGACUGAAGAGCCGAAUGACAUGACGAAGCCGUUAAGCCAAACUGUCGCUUCAGCCUUCAACUCCCUUCAUCUCUCCGGUCCAACCAAAUCGUUAAACUCUAAUGCAAAAACCCGAUUCACCCAAAACCUUAAGAACUGCAACGACCUCGUUUUAGCAACCUUAACCCACUCUCAAAUCCUUAAAUCUGGUCUCCUAAAUCUCACAGUCAUCACUAAUCAUCUCAUCAACUGCUAUGUAAGGUUACGACAAACAUCCCUAGCAUAUCAACUGUUUGAUGAAAUGCUUGAACCAAAUGUUGUCUCCUACACUUCACUUAUGUCAGGUUAUGUCACUCUGAAUAAACCUCAAGUUUGUCUUUGGAUCUUCAGAGAAAUGAUGAAGGCCACGGUUUUACCGAAUGAGUUUACGUUUGCGACCGCGGUAAACGCUUGUUCAUACACUGACCUUCGAAUAGGGAGACAAGUUCACAGCCUCGUGGAGGUUUUCGGGUUUCGAUUUAACCUCGUGGUUUGCUCUUCGCUUGUUCAUAUGUAUGGGAAAUGCAACCGAGUCGAUUUAGCUCGGCGGGUCUUCGAUUCGAUGGACGAUAAGAAUGUUGUUUCAUGGACUUCAAUGAUUGCUGCAUAUGCACAGAAUGGAAGAGGGGAUGAAGCACUUGAAGUUUUUAGAGAAUUCAAUUUCUUAGCUUGGGAGAAUCCGAAUCAGUUUAUGUUGACUACCGUUAUCAAUGCUUGCGCAAGCUCGGGGAAGUUGGUUUCGGGAAAGAUUGCGCACGGUGCAGUGAUCCGACAUGGCCACGACUCCAACGAUGUAGUUGCUAGCGCAUUGGUCGAUAUGUAUGCCAAAUGCGGUUGUAUUGUUUAUUCCGAUUGGGUCUUUCGGAGUGUUCGGAAUCCUUGUGUGAUCCCAUAUACUUCCAUGAUUGUAGCUGCUGCAAAACACGGACUUGGGAAACUGUCUGUUGAACUGUUUGAGGAAAUGGUUGAUAAAAGAAUAAAGCCUAAUGAUGUUAGCUUUGUUGCAAUUUUGCAUGCUUGCAGCCAUUCCGGACUUAUAGAAGAAGGCCUCGAGUACUUUAAUUCAAUGUCGCGGAAACACGAGAUGGUGCCAGAAGCAAAGCAUUAUACGUGCAUUGUCGAUAUGCUCGGUCGAACUGGUCGUCUUGACGAGGCAUAUCGGUUAGCAAAAUCGAUUGAAGUGAAUCCCGAUGAAGGUGCUUCGUUGUGGGGGACACUUCUCUCAGCUGGUAGACUUCAUGGGAGGGUGGACAUUGCUGUUGAAGCUAGCAAAAAGCUAAUAGAAUCCAAUCAACAAGUAGAUGGUGCUUAUGUUACAUUGUCGAAUGCAUACGUUUUGGCCGGCGAGUUAGAGAAUGCUAAUGGUCUUCGGACGAAAAUGAAACAAAGCAGAGUUUACAAGGAACCCGGCUGCAGUUGGAUUGAGAUUAAGGACUUGGCAUACGUUUUCUAUGCCGGAAACGUCUCGUUCGAGAGAGGGACCGAGGUAUCGAGAACAUUAAAGGAGUUGGAAAGGGAAAUGAAAGGAAUGAGUCAAGGGUUGGUAUUGGCUGAUGUGGAAGAAGAAGCCGUGGGAGAAAUAGAUGACCUUUGUGUUGAUUUCAAUGUUAAUUGA